GUUGUUUUUUGGGGUAACUCCUGCUGAAGUGACAGAGAGGACUCCCAUGUGACACUCUGAGGUGGCUUUGAGGACCUCCAUUUGGGCUGAUGGAGGCUUCCCACGCCCUCUCGGUCCCCCGCUGAGAUUAUGGUGGAUUUGGGUUCUGGCCCGGACCUGGGCCUCCUGCUGCUGACCCAGCCCCAGAGGCGUUAGCAAGAGCCCUGCGCUGUCCACCCCCCAGCGACCACCCCUCCUGCGGGGGCCUGGAGCCGGCCAGUGAGCAUGCGGCUUGGGCUGUGUGUGGUGGCCCUGGUUCUGAGCUGGCUGCACCUGGCCGUCGGCAGCCGGGGGAUCAAGGGCAAGAGGCAGAGGCGGAUCAGCGCCGAGGGGAGUCAGGCCUGUGCCAAAGGCUGUGAGCUCUGCUCCGAGGUCAACGGCUGCCUCAAGUGCUCCCCCAAGCUCUUCAUCCUGCUGGAGAGGAACGACAUUCGCCAGGUGGGCGUCUGCUUGCCAUCCUGCCCGCCCGGAUACUUUGACGCCCGCAACCCUGAGAUGAACAAGUGCAUCAAAUGCAAGAUCGAGCACUGCGAGGCCUGCUUCAGCCACAACUUCUGCACCAGGUGUCAGGAGGGCUUGUACUUGCACAAGGGCCGCUGCUAUCCGGCCUGUCCAGAGGGCUCCAUCGCUGUCAACGGCACCACGGAGUGCAGCAGUCCUGCACCAUGUGAAAUGAGCGAGUGGUCCCCUUGGGGGCCCUGCUCCAAAAAGAAGAAGCUCUGUGGUUUCYGGAAGGGCUCUGAGGAGCGGACGCGCAGGGUGCUUCAUGCCCCUGGGGGGGACCAYGCCGCCUGCGCUGACACCAAGGAGACCCGGAGGUGCACAGUGCGGAGGACGCCGUGUCCUGAGGGGCAGAAGAGGAGGAAGCAGGGCCAGGGCCGUCGAGAGAAUACCAACAGGAACCUGGCCAGGAAGGAGGGCAAGGAGUCGGGCUCCGGCUCGCGGAGACGCAAGGGGCAGCAGCAGCAGCAGCAGCAGCAGCCCGGGACAGUGGGGCCAUUCACAUCUGUGGGGCCCACAUAGGCUCAGCAUCCAGAUACCAGGCCUGCACAGAGGGGCCCAGAGCUGUGCUGCGUGAUGAAAGCUUUCCAGAACUGGAUCAUCGGAGGCA
Molecule: messenger RNA, 1150 nt
Organism: Urocitellus parryii (Arctic ground squirrel)
Lineage: Eukaryota; Metazoa; Chordata; Mammalia; Rodentia; Sciuridae
Gene: Rspo1
Product: R-spondin 1
Source: RefSeq, a predicted model, not a curated record